AUGGAAAUCGGCCCUGCUUCGUUGCUGGAACUAAACAGUACACAUGUGGAACGAAGCACAGAGGAGGCAGCAGAAGCCAUUUCUCCUGUUCCUACUCUCCUGCCUCCAUCGGGAUAUGCCAUUCUGUCAUUCUGGAUGUUCCUCAUCACUGUGUUCUCUGUUUUUAAUAACUCACUGGUCAUCUUGGUCAUGUUUCGGAACCGCCUCCUCUUCUUCUCCAUGAACAUGCUCAUCCUAAGCCUGGCCAUCUCUGACCUACUCAUGACCCUCUGCGGAUCAGCCAUCGCCACGGUUACCAACUACUAUGGUCAGUUCUUCAUGGGCAGAGAACUCUGCAUGUUCCAGGGAUUCACUGUCAAUUACUUUGGCCUCGUCUCCCUCUGCACACUAACCUUGCUGGCCUAUGAGCGCUAUAAUAUAGUGUGCAAGCCCAUGGGCACUUUCAAGGUCACCACCUGGCGUAGUACUAAAGGUCUUCUGUUGGUGUGGCUCCACUGUCUGUUCUGGGCUGCAGCGCCCCUGCUGGGGUGGAGCUCCUAUGGGCCCGAGGGAGUCCAAACCUCUUGCUCCCUGGCCUGGGAGGAGCGCACCACAGUCAGUUACAGCUACCUGAUCCCUUACUGGUUCUUUUGCUUCUUAUUGCCCACUGGGAUUAUCGUCUACUGCUACUGCCACAUACUAAUCUCCAUGAAGAAGCUGAACCUGAGUGUGGAGAGUCAGGGAGGAAGGUCCCGGCACCUUGAGAACAGACGGGCCACGUGCAUGGUGGCGGCCAUGAUUGGUUCCUUCUUCUUCUGCUGGCUGCCCUAUGCUAUUGUCUCCAUACUUGUGAUCCUCAUACCAGACCUCCACAUAUCUCCACUUCUUGCUUCUAUGCCUGCCUACUUGGCUAAAACCAGCCCCAUCUACAACCCCAUCAUCUUCUUCCUGGCCAACAGGCAGUUCCGAUACAGUGCCCUGCAGAUUGUACUGUGUGGCUGUUAUACUCCGACAUCCACCAUGCCAGACAACAGUGAAAUGUCGGCAGUGGAGGAAGGUCCCAGACGUCUGUCACCCAACAGCGUACAGCCUGAACAGCACACAGCCUGA
This is a messenger RNA of Pygocentrus nattereri (red-bellied piranha), 1089 nucleotides long. Its product is annotated as opsin-VA-like. Gene Ontology annotation, cellular component: membrane; photoreceptor outer segment. The transcript is spliced from 4 exons. The coding region runs from base 1 to 1089 and encodes 362 amino acids. Gene Ontology annotation, molecular function: G protein-coupled receptor activity. The record is from RefSeq and is a predicted model, not a curated record. Gene Ontology annotation, biological process: G protein-coupled receptor signaling pathway. NCBI's taxonomy places the organism in Eukaryota, Metazoa, Chordata, Actinopteri, Characiformes, Serrasalmidae.